Alosa sapidissima (American shad) is the source of this 2914-nucleotide messenger RNA. RefSeq names its product SH3 domain-containing protein 19-like. The transcript is spliced from 14 exons. The record is from RefSeq and is a predicted model, not a curated record. Gene Ontology annotation, molecular function: protein binding. NCBI's taxonomy places the organism in Eukaryota, Metazoa, Chordata, Actinopteri, Clupeiformes, Clupeidae. The coding region runs from base 347 to 2398 and encodes 683 amino acids.
CUGUAUCCCUGAUUCCCUAUGCGACAGUAGGCAUACCACUGCAGACUCGCUUCCUGUUGACGUACAGACGUAUGAACGUCCCGAAAGAAGGACCACAGAUGAGUCCGCCCAAGAAGAAGGCUGUAGUUUUCUGCCCCUCGGUAAACAAAACCAAGAGUGCUGAAUCGUGCCUCAAAUAUCGUUCGUGAAGUUUUGCGGCGGGUUUACUUUCUGAGACGACAGCACUGGCAACGUUGAACGUCUGUUGUCGAACAGUUUCUCUCUUUCAUUGUAUGCUUUCUCGACUUAUGUUCGAGUAGGGCUCGAAUUACCGGUUCAGGCAGUUCACUGCAGUGGGGAGAGUUUCAUGGCCGAGGCGCGGUGCGGACAAGAGCAGAGUAUGCGGGAUGUUCGGGACUCGGGUGGUGGAAGGAGACACCCUCGAUCAAACGCAUCGGCAGAGAGAAAUAAACCAGACCAGCAGCCUUCCAGCCAAGGAGCUCUUUCCUCCAUCCGGGCUGCCAUCAUGAGGACCUCUAGAAGCACAUCUCAGGAACAGCAGAGAGAGAGACGCCACAGGAGGCCACAGAUCACCAUCCUCUCCGCAGAACCUAUGGCUCCUGCCUGGUACCCAGCGGCCCCUCCACCAUCAGCAGUGCAGGUUCCUCCCCCCUCUUAUGAACAGGUGCUGAGAGAGAAGAGUCGUGAGCAGCAGCAGCUUGUCGUUCCCUCUCCUUCUCCGACUCCUGUCACCACUUCAUCCCUCGCUCCCUCUCCGCCUCCCUCUCUAUCUCCCACUCCAUCACGCUCCACCAUCGCAACGCAGACUGAUGUUCCACCCACACCCCCACCCAUCCCUCCACCACCCACUCUAGUAGACAACCCAGCGACCAGACCAGCCCUCAGAAGACCUCCGAGGCCACCCAAACCGCUCUGCCCCCCAAAACCAGACGUGGACCCACACACACCUUCACACACACCCACAGAUCGGCCGCUAGAGGAGGAGCCGGUCCGUCCCAGGCCUCGGCCCCGCUCAAGAGCAGGCCUGCGGCCAAUGAGCGAAGAGGUAGCUGGCUCUCAGCCAAUCAGCAGUGAGAGUCACAUGAUACAGCCAAUCAACAGUUGCAUGCCUAAGUCCCGGUCUCUAAACAGUGAGAUAGUUGUUGCCCAGCCUGUCAGUGGCGAAAGAGCAGUGCCUCCAUCAAAUGGGUGUGAGCAUGCAGUGAGCAAGCCAAACAACCAAUCAGAGAGUGUGUGUGCGCAGAGCGAGGGUGUGUGUUUGGGGGCGGAGAGUGUGUGCGUCGGUAGUCAGUAUCUUCAGGACCUGUUGGAUGUUUUCGGACCCGAGUCCAGCCAACGGCAAAGUGACGCCGGUGACCACGGUGGACGAAUAGGUGAGGGGGAGGAGGACGAGGAGAGAGGGGCCAGCGGCAGCAGCAGUGGGAUGAGUCCCCGGCCACAGCCCAAGCCCCGCAUGAGAACGCAGUCGCACACCCCCACGCAGACGCACACCCCCACGCAGACGCACACUCCAACGCAGACGCACACUCCAACGCAGACGCACACCCCCACGCAGACGCACACCCCCACGCAUACUCAAGUGUCCGCGUCAGGGUCCCCCCCUCCCCCCCAGCCCCAGCCCCGAAGGAGGAGCCUAUCAACAGCCACCAACACACCCCAGAGCAGUCCUCAGGACUCAGAUGAGAAGGGCCAGAUAAAUCCAGUCCACACUGGACCAGGCAUGCCUCCUCGAUUUCUCCCAGUCCGUCCUCCACCCAUCAAGCUAGCCAAACCGCUGGAUCUGAUUGGCUCUGGCCCAGCCUCAGCCAAUCAGCAGCAGGGUCAAAGAGUUCCGAAGAGAGGACCCCCACUACCACCUCGUCCAAAGCCAGGACACCCCCUCUACAACAGCUCACAGAAAGAGGACCUCAAUUUGAUGGACUUAACCGACACAUUGGCAGACAUGGAUACCCAUUCUGAUGUAGGCACACAUGCAGAUGUGUGUCCAGACACACACAUGGACGUAAACACACUCACGGAUGUGCACACUCCAGUCAACAUGCCUGUGAACGCAAGCACACACACACACACCCACACAAAUCCACACGCACAGAGCAGUGAAGAAGCAGGAGGCUCUGAUGGGACGUCACUAGAGAUCCCUCCACCCCAGUCUUAUUCCAUCAUGCUCUCGGAGAAAUCCACCACUCAAGCUAUGUGCUGCGUGGCUAUUUUUGCUUUCCGUGGGGAGAAGGAUGAGCUGUCAUUCUCUGAAGGCGAUGUCAUCAUGUUGACCGAUUAUGUAAAUGAUGAGUGGGGACGUGGUCAUUUGAAGGGACGUUCCGGAAUAUUCCCCCUGUGCUUUACCUCCUCACCACAGCCGCAUUCCAUGUUUCAGAGUGCCGAGGCAGGCCUAGACUGAACAGGACGUGUUCUUGAUGAGUGGGGGGCGUUGUCCGUGCACUAUUGGAUGAUGCUGAUUGGUCUCACGACUAAGCAGAACUCACUACCAUUGGUCAGGAACACUGUUUGUGUGUUACUGUGAGGGUGUUAUUUACUGUCCAGAACCUUUCAAUUUACUUCAAUAAAAUUACAAAUAACAGACUUACAUUUAACUGUGAGAAAUAUCAGUACUGUAUCUUUAACGCAAACACACAUACACACACACACACAUUUUAUCAUUGCUAUAUGUUUGGUAGCAGUAACGAGAGAUUGCAGUGGCAUCUCGAUCUUUUAACCAAAUAAAAUGUUUUUUUUUAUUCAUUACUACUUGAGCACUUUUGUCUGUUCAGGAGAGGAAAUAUGUGCAUGUUCAUGUGUGUAUAUGUGUGUCUUCUCACAUAAACUUGCUGUUAGAUUACGUCAGCAGCUGAGUAGAGGUUUGUACUGUACUGUAUGUGCAGAAUUUACAUUCAAAUAAAUGUGUGUGUGACUGUGA